GGCGAGUGUGGAGCUGCAGCCGACCCCUACGUCGAAUGCGACCCCCUGCUGGUGCUACUGGACGUGCUGCUCUUAAAGCCCCAGGCGCAUCGCCACGUGGUGCACAACCUUGUGCUCGCCUCGCCCACCCCCCACGCUCGCCCACUGUGCCUCGCCACGGCCCUCAUUCUGCUCUGCCAUGCCACGCUGUUGGUGUUCCGGGCGGCACACGGCAUCACAGUUGACCCCGCCGAUCUCCUCUCCCUCCCCAUCAUCGCCCAGGGUGUGGCAGUGUCGCUGCUCUCAAAGCUCCUCUUCCUCGCCCUCGUCUUCUUCUCCCUGCCCGCUGCCCGCCACCUGCUGAGCUGGCUCCCUGCAAUUGGGCCACCUCACGCGGGCAGCAGUGAGAAGAAGCCUCAAAGUGUGCCCUUCCCUGUGGUCUUCUACAGCCUUCUCCUCUCCAGCCCUCCGGAGUGCCUUGCCCUCCCGCUUCUGGUGCGCUCUCUCCCUCUCGCCCUCCCACUCUCACACCCUCACACACCCUACGUCCAAUCCCCUCGCUCUCAAACCCUCUCCUCCCCUCGCUCCUUGUUGUGUGAUGGCUGCAGGCCAUGCAUUGCCAUUGUCCUGCCUUGCGCCUACCGCCGCUGCAAGAGGCGCCUCGACAUCGCGGUUUUCCCCCGUGCGGCUCAGAUGGCGGGGCGCGUGGGGCGCGACAAGGGCGCGCUGCGCGCGAUGAUGCGCGAGAUGGCGCAGAAGACGGAGAAGCGCAUCGAGUCCCCGCUCGUGAGGUGCGGCACUGGGCACAGAGGAGUGGUGAGGGAUGGUGUGGGGUGGUGGUUGAUGAGGAGUGGUGGGGAGCGUCGAGUCAAGGCAGGUGUGCUGACGGGUGGUGGUGAGGUGAGGCGUACGAGUGGGGCAAAGAGAAAGGAGUCCCACGGGAGCACCGAGCGGCUCAAGCAGAGAGCCAAGGCCGCAGCACCACCGCCCGCCACUGCCGCUGCCACCGCAGGAGCACCUGCUGCAGGCGGCCGGAGGCCCGCUGCUGCUGCUGCUGCAGCUGGGGCCCUCCCGAGUGACUUCUUCGAUUCAGCGUCGGCGGCUAAGCGUUCACGCCACCAUGCAGACUCGACCUCUGCCACCCCCGCCAUGCCUGCUAACCCACCAGCCUCGUCGCCAGCAGCAGCAGCAGAGGCAGCUGUGAGGCAAUCCUCUCGGCCUCCCGCAUUCACCCCUGCUGCCCCUGCCACGUCCGCCGCCCCUGCCGCUCAUGCCACUGCGCCUGCCUCAGCAGCCUCCGCUGCUCCUCCCAACUCUACCGGCCUACCAGCAGAUUUCUUCGAUGCCCCCACACCUGCUGCUGCCACUCCUGCCGCUCCAUCUGCUCCGGCUGCUGCAGCACCCUCUGCCGCCUCUGCUCCUGCAGCACCCUCUGCCGCCUCUGCUCCUGCUGCACCCUCUGCCCUUCCGUCUGAUUUCUUCGAUGGACCAUCAACAGCAGCAACAGCUGCACCACCCUCUGCUGCUCCUGCUGCUGCUGCAAAGCCAGGGAAGGCGGGAGGCGGAGCAGGCAAGGGGACGGCAGGCAAGGACGCGGGAGGGGCGGGGCAGGGCGUGUUACCGGAGGGGUUUUUUGACAGCAAGGAGGCGGACCACAAGGCGAGGGGCGUUGAGUAUAAGAAGCCAGACGCGGAGUGA
Molecule: messenger RNA, 1677 nt
Organism: Closterium sp. Naga37s-1
Lineage: Eukaryota; Viridiplantae; Streptophyta; Zygnematophyceae; Desmidiales; Closteriaceae
Source: the annotation of a GenBank genome assembly